This is a messenger RNA of Phaethon lepturus (White-tailed tropicbird), 943 nucleotides long. RefSeq names its product DENN domain-containing protein 1B-like. Gene Ontology annotation, molecular function: guanyl-nucleotide exchange factor activity; phosphatidylinositol phosphate binding. Lineage: Eukaryota; Metazoa; Chordata; Aves; Phaethontiformes; Phaethontidae. The annotation marks the transcript as partial. Gene Ontology annotation, cellular component: nuclear speck; intracellular membrane-bounded organelle; cytosol. The record is from RefSeq and is a predicted model, not a curated record. Gene Ontology annotation, biological process: endocytic recycling; endocytosis. The transcript has 10 exons.
GUGGCUCAACGAAGCCAAGCCUUACCGGUUUCAUUCUGAACCCGCUUGCCAGCCAGAGGAACAAUGGACAGACUUUAAUACCAGAGUAAAUCUCCAAUAUCCUGGAUUUAGACUGUUGGAGAAUCCAGAACGUACCUUUGAUUUGGUACUGAAGGUAAAAUGCCAAGCAUCUGAAAAUGAAGAUCCAGUGGUACUGUGGAAGUUCCCGGCGGACUUUGGAGACCAGGAAGUGCUGAACAGCGUUCCAAAGUUCUGCUUUCCUUUUGACAUUGAAAGGGUGUCCCAAAACCAAGUAGGACAGCAUUUUACCUUCGUGCUCACCGACAUUGAAAGUAAGCAAAGGUUUGGAUUUUGCCGUUUGACGUCAGGAGGCAAGGUCUGCCUCUGUAUUCUGAGUUACCUUCCGUGGUUUGAGGUAUACUACAAGCUCCUAAACACCCUGGCAGAUUAUUUGGCUAAAGAACAGGAAAAUGACUCAAAUGAUUUGUUAAGAUCAUUGUAUAGCCAUCCUGUGCCAAAGGCGAAUGCGUUAGUCAGUUUAAGUGUGAACCAAGAGAUGAUAUUUGCAAGUGAGCAAGUGUUGAAAAAACAGCCUUGUCUUGUAUCGCACUCGUAUUUCAUUACUCCUGAUAUAACUGGAUUGCCAACAAUCCCUGAAAGCGGAGGCAUCGUUUCAGGCUUUCUGGAAAGAUGCCAUACCUGCUUUCGUUUGGAUGGUAACCGUGCACCAGGAAUGGUGAUGGUUGUUGUUAUUUUUUCUUUUAAUAAAGACCUCCAUUCUGCAGAUGCCAAGUACUUGGUGGUGCCGCGGGUAGAUUGCAAACGCGCAAUCUCGGAUCACGUUCUCUAUGAUGAGUUCAGCUGGAUAACAUCUAAUGACAGAGCUUCGAAACUUUCUGCUUUCCGCUCUCGCGUUUACGUCUGGAGCUGGAUACGGAUGUAG